AGAGAGGAUCUGGAGGAGAGAGGAGGAGGAGGAGGCGGAUCUGGAGGAGGAGGGGGAGGCGGGGGAGUCGGUCCCCUCCGCUCGUCGCGCGGCCUCCUCCCCGGCACCUCGCCGCAGCCCGCACUCGCAGCUCGCGGCCAUCAGCAGCAUGUCUUCGGGCUUCUCCUCCGGAUCGGACACAUGUUCUGCCAUGGACGGCGAGACUUCCAUUAAGACCAAGCGUCAUCGCACAGUGGAGGACUUCAACCAGUUCUGCACGUUUGUGUUGGCUUACGCUGGCUACAUCCCACACUCCGACGAAGGCGGGAGCGUGAACGCGACCCUGAGCGUCGGCACCACGGACAGCUCUCUGGACGGGGACAGCUGGACGUCGGCCCGCUCCCCCCGCCCCCAAACCCACGAGGGCAGUGCCCCCAAGAAGCCCAAGCUGUCCGCGGGCAAAGGGCAGGGCCAGGGGCACGGCCCCGGGCCACUCGCGACGCAGCCCUCGAGCAACGGGGCCGGCAGCGGCGGAAAGGGCAGCGGUGGCAUCCGUCGCGCAAAGGCGGACGGCUCGCUCGCUCACCGCAGGCACCACCAUCAUCACAACCGCCACCGCCACCACCGCAACCACCGCAACCACCAUCACAACCACCGCAAUGGAGGAGGAGGAGGAGGAGGAGGGGGUGGAGGAGCUGGUGUUGGUGGAGGAGGUGGGUUGGGAGGCGGUGGAGGCAACAACAACAACGGCAGCAACAGCAGCAGCGGCAGCAAUGCCCGCCACUUCCCGGCGGUCAAGAAGCACAAGUCGCAGGCGCGACUGUCCAUGUCGCCCGUCAAGCAGAAGGUGAAGAAGAGCAAGAAGAAGAAGAAGGCCGAGAAGGCCGAGAAGGCGAAGUUGUUGAAGGCGGCGGCAGCGGCGGCAGCGGCGACGCAAGCGGCGGCCGCCACCGCAACCGCCACCGCAACGACAACGACGCCGGCCAAGGACGAGAAGAAGAUGGCCGCGGCCAAAGCGUUUGCGUCGGCGGCGGCCGCCGCGCUGGCUCGGGCCAUCAAGACGGAGCCGGUCGCCGACGACGACGAUGCCGGCGAAGACGGCGACGUCGCCGGCGGCGGAGAUGGAGGCGCUGGCGCCGGAUCGACCUCGGAACUCGACACGGACGAAGAGAUCGAGGCCAUCCUGGCGCGCGAGCGAUCCUGCGGGCUCCGGCUGCCGCGAGUCGCCGGACGAGAGGACGCCGACGAAGACGGCGGCGACGAGGACUUUGACGAGAACGACGAGGACUUUGACGACGACGACGAUCUCGACGACGUCGAUUACGACGACGUGAGGGUGGCGCCCAAGAGGACAGAGGCGGCGGCAACGAGGACGUCGUUGGCGAGGAAAAUGCCGGGGCUGAGGGCGUGCGGCAAGAAGUCGAAGGUGAAGGCUUACCGGGACCAGGACGACGAAGACAUUAUGGUGGACUCCGACGACGCGUCGUGGAAGCUCAUCACGUGCUACUGCAUGAAGCCGUUUGCCGGGCGGCCGAUGAUCGAGUGUGACGAGUGCGGUACUUGGGUGCACCUCUACUGCGCCAAGAUCCGCAAGUCCAACGUGCCGGACGUGUUCGUGUGCCAGCCGUGCCGGGAGGCCAAGCACGACAUUCGCCGCUCGAGCCGAGCCCACAGGAGCCCGCGCAAGCACCUCCCGGACUGACGUACCCCACGUGCGGCUCCACCAUUGUGUCGAGCUGCGGCCAAAACUCAGCGCUUCUCCAGGACUGACGUACCACCAGCCCGCCGUGUCCCCUUGCACGCGUCAACCCCCCCCCCUCCCCAUGCAUCUCCACCACUAUCAAAGCGUUCCCGGACUGACGUACCGCCAGUCACGGAUCCUCCUGCCCCUCUUCCCCUACCUCGUUGUGUCUUCCCUGUCCUGUGCCUCCACUAUCCCUGUGUCUUUUCAUGCAUCUUGUCUUCACUACCAGAGCUGAUAGGAAAACUCACCACCUGACCGAUGGUACCACUAGACUGAUGGUACCACUACAAUACCAGAGCUGCUAUUUAAAGUUAUUAAAGUACUGGACACCCCCAAGACUGACACACCACACCACCAACCCCCCCCCCCCCCCGUCUCCCCCCCUCCCCGUGUCCCCAGAUUUAACGGCACACACGCAAAUGUGUGCAGCAUCGGACUCAGCCUUAUCCAGACCACCAGGUCAAAAUAACUGAAUGUGUGGCCAUUUUGUUGUUUAGACCACCAAUUGAAAGAGUUGAGGAUAUGUGGCCCUUCCCAUAGGCAGCAUUUAAACAUGAAGAAGAACGUAGACCGGCUUUUGUCACGUCAGUCAUCAGUGUCUCUGGAAGCCUCGUAUAUGAAGAGGACUCGCCUUUACAAUAUGGGGGACACCCAUUGGCAUUUGCCCAAAGGCAACAAUCAUUUGAGUCUGUAAAUUACGAGACAACAGAAGAUAAACAUUACUGCAGGAAACAUUUUAAAACACGCAGGUGUGCGACAAUGCACGUACAAAAAGCCGUCAGUCUUGAAAAGAAAGCAAAAAAACUGAACCUCCCAGUCACUUCCCCACCUCCCUGCCCUCCCCUGGUGUCUAUCCAUUGCCAGAUAUAUGAGAUAACUAUAAUAAAAACAAUUAUAAUAAUCAUAACAAAAACAUCAGAGCAGCUCCUGGACUGACGUACCACUGAACCAACUCCUCUGUUUGUCUCCAUUUUCCAGAGCUGUUGAAAAAAAAUAAUAACAACAAAGAUUCUGCACGUACCACUGGACUCUCCUUCCCUCUCGCCGUGUCUCUUCACUGCUCCCAGAGUUACGAAACAUUUCAUCAAGCAGAGACUUAAUUCUAUUUGGACGAGCCUUUUGUGUUUUAGGUGAAAUUCUUUGUUAGUAUUUUGAAUGCGAUUUUUUUUGUUGUUGAAUAGAUUUUUUAUUUACAUUCAAAAAUGUACCUAAAUCAUAUCCUGAGUACAGCAAGUAAGUAUCGAUUACUUGAUGCUGCCAAUAUUACUAUUGGAAUCAAGUAAUUGGAUGAAUAAUUCGUUUGGAAAUCUGGCAGAGUUGUCUCUAGGGCUCGGCGUAUCUGAAAACGGGCUGCGGACGAGAUCUGAAAAAUCCUCCGAGUGGCUGAUUUAACUUCUACAAAGGAGAGGGGGCUCUCUCCCAUGCACUCUGAUUUAAGCUUAUCUGUCAAAAUGAUCGUCACACUUUGCAUGUGAUGUGUUAUAUUUGGCAGUUAUUGGUUACCUGGCUGACCAUCAAUUCACGAAGCUUGUGUUUAAACCACGGUCGGUUGAAAACCCAGCUUUGAACCUCUGAUUUCAGUGGCACCCUCUAGGGUUAUUGUCAUCUGUAUGCCCUUUAGCUUUACACAUUUGUCAGUUAUUCGUAUUUUCUCUGUUUAACUUAUUAAUUUGAAAACAUUGUAAAAAAAAAUUAGUUGAAAACUGCCCUUCAUUUUUUUCAAAUUUUCGUAUCAAAAAUGCAAGUCGUUUCCGUUACCUUUUCUGUUCUCUCUCUCGUGACAUUUCAUAGUUUUUUUUAUCUUCAAUUUGUACAUUUCCCGUUGAUAUUGUUUAUUACUUAUGUUUGUAUAUUUUUCCUUUGCACUGACGCCUUGUAUACAGUGGUUCCCUCGUUAAUUGUGAAUAAGCUAUUAAAUACUUUAGAUUUAUCUCA
Molecule: messenger RNA, 3658 nt
Organism: Lethenteron reissneri (Far Eastern brook lamprey)
Lineage: Eukaryota; Metazoa; Chordata; Hyperoartia; Petromyzontiformes; Petromyzontidae
Gene: PHF13
Product: PHD finger protein 13
Biological process (GO): mitotic chromosome condensation
Cellular component (GO): nucleus
Molecular function (GO): chromatin binding
Source: RefSeq, a predicted model, not a curated record